GGGGGAAGUGAUGUGGUCAUCUGUUCUGCCCCUAGUGCAGACCAGCCUCUCCAGUGGAGGAAACCAGGGACAUAAGAACUGAGCUGAGGUCCCCCCACCUCCCUCUGCUCUCCCAUCCCAGCUCCAAGUGUGGCCUGCUUCAAGACCCAGUUAGAGUAAAGGAGUUUCAGCUCCUGAAGAUGGAAGAGAAGACCCCAAGCACAAGCAAAGUUCCAACUAUUACAGAUAUAAAAAGUGACCUUGGGAUAGCAGAAUUGGGGUUGCUUUGGCAACAAAAAUGCAAGAUAAGCCCCAAAUGGGGAUCUUGCAUAGGAGGUAUUUUCACCAUAUUCAUGACCAUCCAGUCCCUCAUUCUUGACUUGAACCAGACGACUUCCUUUGGUAAGGAUCCCAACAAAUUCAACAUCUAUGAAGAGCUCUCUGGCUUGGUCCUCUGGACUUUCAAUCGCAAGAAUAACAUCAUCAUCUUAUUAUCUAUCACCACUCUCCUGGCUAGCUGUAUCCUCCUCUACUCUGUGUAUAUGAAAUUCUACCUGGGUCUCCUCAUCUACAGUUUCUGGAUCAUCAUUUAUGAAAUCAUCUACUGUAUCCUAAUUCUGCUAAUCUCUGAGGCCAUCAUUCCGGCCUUUCAGCCAGUAAAGUAUUAUCUGUGGAUUAGCCAAAUUUCUCGCAUGAUCAUCCAUGCCUUCUGGUUACCCUUUGUCAUGAUCUAUGCCUACAGUCUCUUUAAAGGCCCAAACCAUUUGGCCAAGAAGAGUAUACAUGACUUACCCACGUUUGAUUCCUGGUCCCCUAUGGGCAUAUCAACCCAUGAUAGAAAGUUCACCUGAUCUUGUAAGGAGGAAGGAAGGGAAGAAGGAAGAAAGGGAUUUCUAGAUUUCCUUACUUCCUACCUUCUUAAUUCCUGAUCCUGAUGCCUUCUGUUGAUGUUGAUUCUUAUUCCAAGUUAAUACUUUUUUUUUCCCAAGUAAGAUAUUGUUCUGCAGGCAAAAUCUGGGCAGGGUGGAGGGGGAAGGAGAGAAUGAGGAGAGGGAAGAGUUCGCUUGGACCAUUUGUUAUUUUUAUCUAUUUCUUUUGGUGUUUAAUAAUAAAUUAUCUUGCAUUGUUCCUUACCUUUUAGUUCUUUACCUGAAUUCUCUUUUUCUCUUGUCAUUUACUGUGUUACAUUUUUAUUUCUUCAGAAAGUCAUUUCAACCUUAUAUGAAAUUAGUUGUCCUAGAGUUUCUGUUCAGGCAAUGUGAUGUAAUCACUCUUUCACUCAAUCAACAAAUAUUUCCUAAGAAAUCUGUUGUGCACAAUGCAUUAUACUAGGUGCUGGAAGAGAUUUAAAAUAAAAAAAGAUUAAUAAAAGGA
This is a messenger RNA of Antechinus flavipes (yellow-footed antechinus), 1353 nucleotides long. It is a transcript of the gene TMEM217B, whose product is annotated as transmembrane protein 217B. The record is from RefSeq and is a predicted model, not a curated record. NCBI's taxonomy places the organism in Eukaryota, Metazoa, Chordata, Mammalia, Dasyuromorphia, Dasyuridae. The transcript is spliced from 2 exons. The coding region runs from base 180 to 830 and encodes 216 amino acids.